This is a messenger RNA of Pseudomassariella vexata, 916 nucleotides long. RefSeq lists its product as uncharacterized. Lineage: Eukaryota; Fungi; Ascomycota; Sordariomycetes; Amphisphaeriales; Pseudomassariaceae. The record is from RefSeq and is a predicted model, not a curated record. The coding region runs from base 589 to 861 and encodes 90 amino acids. The transcript has a single exon.
CCACUUGUGUUUUGCUAUUUAUAGCAUUAUCCCUGGUUGAUGAAUGUUGUAAAAGGCUAUGUAAGGUAGUUUAAAGUAGACCGACCUUACCCAAAAGAACCCGAUCUUUCUAGUUCCGAUGUCCUCUAUUUCCUGUCAUAAUGACUGCUGGUAAAAAUUUACCAACAGAAACUACUCCUAAAAGUGGCGCCAGCCGAGCUAAACUUCCUUCGCGCUGCUCAGGCCCUCCGUGCUAAAGCAUACCAUGCCUAAAAUGCACUGAAGGAUGGUGGUAGCGAGAAAGAACGGACCAGCCGCUGGCUUAAGUAUGAUCCUGUUGCCAAUAGUGCCCUCUCUCUAGUCAAGCUACUCUCGCUCUUGCUCGCUUUGAUCUAGCAUCGUAAACCCGCACCGCAUAAGCCCGAACGUUGCCUUCUGGUAGAGAUGAUGCGAGCAAGCGUCCACAUAUUUCUGGUUUAGUCGUUGCAUCCCGGUAGUCAAAGCGCUAAUAUCCAUGGUCUACGGUUUACGUGUGCACAUCCACCUCACCAUGCUGGGACUUCACGUCAGCCUGUACUCGGUGAGCUAACGGCUGAAACAUAUCCCGGAAUGCAGAGGAGCAGCAUCAAAUGUACGCCCGUCACUAUCGGAGAUCCAGUCUGGAUUCUCGGUAUCGGCGCUUGCACCCUCGUUAACGGCAGUACACCGCCCUUCUCCUUGGCUGGCGAUUUGUUUGCUCACGUAGUCCAGAAGAUAAAUCCACACUCUAAUGCUGAGGACCCCGAGAACUGCAUGAUGGCAACGUCGCGUGAGGCACUAAUGAUUGGUGGAAACAGACCAGGUCUCUAUAAAAGAUAUUACUGGCGUAUAGCAGAGCAAUAAAGCACGUAGAAAGCUCAAGAGACAUGUUUGUAGCAUGGAAGAGGAUAAAAUACAG